AUGGAGACACAAAUUUUCUUCGCCUGGUCCCUCAUUAUCACAGUUCUCCUUUCACUGUUGUCAGCAGAACAAUCCUCCGGGAGCUUUUUUUCCUCGCUGCAAUUCACCCGUGAUGCACUGAUGGAUUUUUCGCGUGGUUCCCAACGAACUGUGGAGAUCAAGCUAGAACCAAAAAAAACGACGAAAAUGGUCAAUAAAACGUAUCAACUGAUAGCUGGUCAGAAGGAAUCGGGCGGACCAACACUUGUGGAAGUAAAAGAAAGUGAAAAUAAUACUGGUUCAACUGACUGGUUUUCAACACUCUCAUCGGAAGGCGUCAAAGAUUUGUUUGAUCCUUCAAUGAGGAAGCACGUGCCAAAGCAAAUUCUAGUGACAACGCAGGUUAACAGCAAAGGCGAUGUCAAAACCCUACUAUUCGUCCCAUUCAAUAAAACAGUGGUUAAAAACCAGACGAAACACGAAGUUUACAGAACACGUACUUCCCCGUCUAACAAAUUUAUGAAAGCAAUUAAUGACAUUGAACUAGCACAGACAAACGCCAACGCCUCAGAUGUGAAGUACAGCAGUGCUGCCUUAGCUAAACUGAAAGUGCUUGUCGAGAGAGCCAUACGGAGUAAGAGCUAUAAAUACGCGAGACAGGUAACGAAACACCAUGUUCCUUUCGGAAAAUGUCGGGACCUAAGAGUCACCGGACAGUAUGGGGAGCACUGUAGAUUUAAAGACAUUCCUGGUUUAGUGCAGCAACAAAAUGACGUCAAGAGUAUCGUGAGCCAUGUCAUAAACUUCCAUCCAGUUUUGAGUGAUAAUAUAGCUUGUUCCUCUUUACUGUGUAGAAAACUAUAUCAAGAAUUUUAAUGAUUACCCCCAGUGCUAAAAACCUCUUAUCUUAUUCAAAGUUGCGGCCAUCCCAUCGUUGAAUUUCACAGUCAACUAAAAAACAUUUAAAAAAAUGCAAAUCGUCUGAAGUUUAUAGAUGUCCGAGAACAUAACAGUUCAAUGGCUUAAUGCAAUUUGGAAUGGUAUCCUCAAAUUUCAAGAGAUUUUUUUCUUUAACACGUGAGCAGGGCAUGCCACCAUGGUGGCGUGAAGUUUGUCUUUGAGAUUUACGUUGUGUUGAGUGUUUCUUUGCCCUCUUAAGGCUUUUAUCGAGCAGAUCCUGCUACUAAACAGAGCCGUUGCAACCGUACCUUCUCUAGUUAAAAUUGUUUGACGAAAAUUACCCUGCGAGCCCGCUAGCACUGUUUCUCUCAGUGUUAUUAGUUUCCUUGACUCAAAGUCAUUGGCAAAGUGGAAUACGGCAAAUGUUUGCUUUCGGAAUCCAAAAUCCUGGGCUUUGAAGUCUGUAAUACAGCUCAAGGAAUCCGGAAUCCACUGGAGAUUGAAAUCCGAAAUCCACGUUUCACUGACAAAGAAUCGGAAAUUCAGUACCUGGAAUCCGAAAUCCAUUGCGUGGAAUCCAGAAUCCAAAAUUCCCUUACAGACCUUUACAUGGGGCAGCCUUUUACUAAUGAACUUCAAACACAUUUCAGAUCGUUGGACAGAUCAUGUAUUUACUGAGCGCCAAGGCGGCACCGUCGGAUCGGACAAAGAGAAGCUCGAAAGGCGAGGGAAGUAAAUUUCUUCAGGAUCUCCGUCAAAAAGUCGGUGCUGCUACGUUCGAUAGCUUCUUGGCUGUGCAAGGAGAUGUGGCUCUGAUGUUUGCUAUAGAUGAUACCGGCAGCAUGGGUGAUGAAAUCCUGGCCGCAAAGAACAUUGCUGCUGAUAUUAUCAAUUAUAAGAGGAAGGUUCCUAUCAAGGAGUAUAUUUUGUCAGCAUUUAAUGACCCAUAUCCAGGUUAGUAAAUUUUUGUCUAUUUUGUGGAUUUUGUUGGUAUUUUGGAAAUUACUGUUGCUUCGUUGUUGUGGGAUCAUGUAUAUCAAUACUGUUCGGCAAUAUGCCAUAUAGAUCAUAAAGAUCCACAGCCUGAGAAGAGGGUCUCAAUGGGGUGGUGGCUUUUACGGUUAUCGGCUAAAAUUUUGGCUGUUUUACGGCAAUCGGUUAAUUUUUUUCAGUUACGGUUAACAAAAAAGUUAAAAAUUAACUUCUUUUGUUUCAAAAAAGUUAAAUAUUAAUUAAUCUGUAUUUUUGUAUCUUUAAAUCAAAAUAAAGGUCUUCGGAUCAUCUCGGGAUGAAACAAGCUAUUCUUUUCAAAAAUUUUAACAUCCGAUUGAUCAUACCUUUCAUAAAGUAUUUCACUUCUAAUAUUAUUUUACGCAUAGAAAUGUCAAUAGUAAAUUUAAAAAUAAUCUUUGUGAAAAAGCAAAAGCGGACACGCAAACGCCCAAACUCAAGGCCGGGCCGCGACAUUUAUUAUAACAGAAAUGGCCGUUUUCACACUAGAGACGGAUUAUUCGUGUGACACGGGUUAUCCGUUUGAUGAUCUGCGUCAGAUAGGUAAUACUUCUUAAUUUGAAAAUGGAAUGGUUUUAAUUUUGAAUGAACAAUCCACCCGACUUUAUCCGUCAAUUUUGACAGACAGUUUGAAGACGGGAUUAUCCGUUCCAGAUACGCCUGUAGGUAGGUACGCCUGUCCCCUACCCUCAGAAAAAAAUCGGAGAAGGAGUGUCUGUGGGGAGGGUGCGACUGUACGCAGGCCAGUCUCAGACGGAUAAUCCAUUUCUAGCUCUAGCGUGAAAACGGCCAAUAACAAAAUUCCCGUGUCCAGUGUUUUUAAUGAUAGCGAAGGACUGUACGGAACGACUGUCUGCCGUUGCCUUGUCCGUAGGCCUCAUUAUUCCGCGCAGCUAAUGCGUUUCGGGUCACGUGGUCCUAGCGCGUUCGCCACCCAAAUGCCUUGACCGAGAUUGCGUGGGAAGUAGCGUCAGAGAAAAACAGGGAAAUGUUGUUUAUCGGCGACGUGUUUUACAAACAGUGACAUCUCUGCGAGUUGUUCACUAGUGUUUCGAGGGCACGACCUCCUAAAAAUCGCAAAUGUUCUUCCCUAGCAAAAAGCCACACUUUCGCUCUGGAAAAAAUUAGUUCCCCGAGAGAGUGGCGGAAAUGGAGCCUUGGUCUUGGUCAACACCUAAAAGGCGCUUCGCCUAACGUGCGUACGGAGUCACACUAGCCGGGAAAUAAAACGCAACCAUAAUUGAGUUUAGUACCUCCCGUAAAAGUAUAAAAUCUAGGAAACAGUUUCUUUUACGGUUAACUGUUUUUUUACUCUAUUUACGGCUAACGGUUAAAAUUUUUCAAUUUUUACGGCUAUCGACUAAAUUUUUGGCCGUUUUACGCCUAUCGGUUAACCCCAUUGAGACCCUCUGAGAAAAGGUUGAACAGCUGACAUUUGGCGACGCUGCCACUGGUUUCCCCGCCAAAUGACGUCUGAGAAACGAGUGCAGAAAUUCCAUACUGAUGACGCUUCACUACCCAGAUCUGGGUGGUGCUUCUGAUAGUGAUGCGUCAUCAGUAUGGAAUUUCUGCGCUCGUUUCUCAGACGUCAUUUGGUGGGGAAACCAGUGGUAGCGUCACCAAAUGUCAGCUGUUUUCUCAGGCUAAAAGACCCAUUAAAACUCUUACUGGAUCUAAUGUUAAACAAACGAUAUGCCAUUUGAAUUAUGAACCUGAAUACAGUUCCUUAUUUUGUAAACUUUUACUUUCUGGUAGAUCCAUCGAAUGAAAAUCCAGUGACUGUCAAAUUUGAAACUGAAGCUGGAGAGUUUGAAAGAGAAAUCAGGAGACUGAGGGCCCAUGGUGGAGGUGACUGCCCAGAGUAUACGUUCCACGGUAUCCGAGAAGCACUUGCCAGACUAAGUAUCCCUCGUUCUCCUAUGUACGUGUUUACUGACGCAGGACCUAAAGAUGCAACUGAUCUGGACAUUGAGCAGGUGAAAUUGAUGGUCGAGAAUGAUGAUGUUGUUGUCAAUUUCCUGACAACAGGUAAAGAGAAAGCGUAAAGUUUAAGUUUUGAUAAUGAUUUUUAUACGUUUAACCUGGCAGGGUUUCCUCUCUGGCUCUCCUCGAAGAAUGUUCAGUCUCCCCUUCUUUUUUCGUAAGAUCGUCAGGAUUGAGCAGAGAGCUUACAAAAGCAAAAACUACCGGUAUGGGCCGGUAGUUGCGGCCAUCUUGGUUUCAUGUACCGAGGGUGCGGGCGUCGGGGUUUAUAGCAAACCGUUAAAUUUAAUAAAUAGCUUAACAGAGAAGAUUGUAAUUUUAAAUUAUUUGGAAAACAGUCGAUGUACCAGCUGGGUAUAAGACCCCAAAUAAAUAUUGUCUUGUCUUGUCUUGUCUUGCCUUGUCCCUCGAUAAAGCUAGAAAAUGAAUGUUGAGCCCCGUGCCUUUCCUGUCAUCUUUUUUUGUUGUUGUUUUUUUUUUUGUUUUGCCUAAGUAAGGGAGUCCAUUCCACCUGUCAAGCUCCACAUCGAGACCAAGGUGGGAUGGCGUUAUACUACGCUUACCCGUUGGGUAUAGUGAUUAAUCCUGAUAUUUUGACUGCCUACUAGGGGUAGGUAUUUUAAAAAUUUGGUACCAGCACUUGACGGCACCUUAAUUUGUGCUUGGAUGAACCAGUGUCUCAUCCAAGCAAGAGUCGCUCAUUCAACCCCUCACUCCCCCCCCCUAGCUGAUUCAAGCGGAUUUCACACUGCGAGCAGAGGCUCGUUUUGUCUUCUCCCUGACCGCGCUGAAAUCGAGCAAGUGGAACAAAGAGGCAUUUACUUUGUGCACCCGGCACAGGUGACGUAAAACAAAAGAACAAAAACCAGGAAAUAAUACCACGCAGAGUUUUCCCUGAACAGAAAACAAAGAGGUCUUUUGUUUUACGUCAUCUGUGCCCCGGGUACACGAAGUAAAAGCAAACGAAGGCUCUGCGGUGUUGACAGGGUGAGUGGGCUCAAGCUCCACCCUUGCAGCUUUACCAUACCAUUUAUUCGAGCUGAGUCUGAAUUUAAACUUGUAACUAAAUCAUUUUCAAGGUUAUUGUAAUGCCACGGUAAAGUACAGCGUGCCGGGUAAUCCAAAAAAUAUUCACCAAGCCUUCAAAGAUCUGGCAAAGAGCACUUCUGGUCUAGCAAUUAUGUUUAACAACGUUGGGGAACUGGAACAAGUGGCCAAUUUGACAAUCGGGACAUUGGAGGGUGAUAGUAUCGUGGGAGAUGGAUCAACCAUGAGACGAAGAACAAAAAGGAGCGCUGAUGGAUAUUCUGUCAGUCGAUAUAAUAUUCCCGUUGAUGACUCUAUGGAAAAAAUGUCUGUGACCAUUAAUACCGCCGAAGGAGGUACGAUAAGCUUACGGAAUAUGAAUGUGUAGAAAAAUCAUUUGCUCGAACUGAGAAUAUCAACGUUAGGGUGAUUGUCCCUUAGAUGGUAGGGCAGAAGUGACUCGGGCUUAUUCCGAAGUAAAAAUACACAAGAACAUAUUUAUAUAGCCAAACCAUUCAAACCAUCUGGAUUUUGGAGACUUUCUGGAACGCUUCACUGUCAAUAAAGACAAGAACUGAACUUCAUUUACAUAGUGCUUAACUCUUACUCUAACUUUAACUCCCAGAGCGAGAGAUGAGUCUUGAAAGAUGGCUCUAACUUUUGACCCUACAAAUGCAGCCGCCCUUUACUGAUCCUCGUCGCGGUGAGCAGUACUCUCAGAUCACGUGUUACCAUUUGCUUUGAAUGCAAUUUCGAGUUUUCUUCGGGUUUUGACUUUGGCCGCUUACGAAGGGUGAAAGGGUAAUAAAUAGGCUUUUGAUAUAAUGACAAUGAAAGACCUGUAACAGAGAGAAAUCAAUAAAAAGGAACCAGUGUAUAAGUUAGUGUUAAAAUUCAAUUUUUGUCUCCCCUUACAGCAGGUCACGUGAUUACCUUACAAGACCCGGAAAAUGUGAAAAUAACGUCAGGAAAACUUAGUCUGUCAUACAUCACCAUCUACGAAAUCACCAAUCCAAAGAGAGGAACCUGGACCCUAACAGCUCCUGGCAAAAAUGGUGAUCAUGAGUUCUCUGUCAAGACAAGCAGCGACACUAACGUAGAUUUCGAAUAUUACUUUCUGAUCGCACUGUCUUGGCGCCGGGGACACAAUGCUGACGUUCCCAUUUCAAAUCCAGUUACUGGUGAGUCAGUCAAGUUUAAAUACCACUCAUUAACUGAGGAGUCCGUAGUUAGUGCCAUUCGACAGUUACUCAAUCUCGUGCAUUCGCAUUUAUUGCAGGCAAGUUGAACAAAAUCAUAAUCACAGUGGCUGGAUCAGAAAAACUAAACAGCAGUUCCCUUCUACUCCAACUCAUAUCCACAGAAGGAAACCUCAUCAGUGACGUCACCCUUCAGUCACAAAGCCAAGGCGAUUUCAUUGCCAACUAUCAUCUUAACGCGCAUGUCCCGUCGUUCAAGUUGAAGCUAAAAGGAACCACGCAAAACGGUUAUCCAUUUGAAAGAAUUUCCCGAAAAACCGCCAGGCCAACUACGGCUGUUUUAAGGGUCAAGUAUGCAAGCAAUCUUUACACUCUUCCUCUGGGAAGAACCACCUUCAUCCAUUUCCUGGUAUGCAAUUCUGGGGCUACUGAAAUGUUUCAUAUCGAAGUCCUAGAGGACAGACUGGGCUAUAUCGUACGACGAGGACGUCAUCGAAGCUCUAAACGACGUAAAGCUGGUAAACUAGUGAUAAAAGGCCGCUGUGUACUUUUCUUUGUUUACGCAAAGUCUACUCGUUCUGAGGAUGUGGGAAAGACAGAUCCCAUUUAUUUCAUCCUUAAGGGUCAAAAAUCAAAAGUUGUUAUCUCCCAGACCGUUCAUUUGCUUGUUGACAAUUAAAGCAUUUUCCAGUCGAAGUGUUAAAAAACCAAACGUUGUUACUCUCAAACCUAUUACGACAUAAUUAUACUUAUAUACUCAUAGAUCAUGAAAUAACAAAACCUCGAACAUAGGGAUGCUUAGUUUCUAACCACUAAGUGGGACCACCCUUCUGUGCUAGAAAAUUUGAUGACUUCAGUUCACUGUUUGAUUGAUUUAGAAAGUAAGUAAACGCUGUUUUAGCAUUAAACAAGAAGAAUUAGAAGUAACGUUAUUCGACGUCUUGAUGUAUCCAACAUGAUCGGGUCCCCCUCAAGAAUCAUACAAAAAGACGCGAAGCUCGUAUUCUAUUAGUAUGAUUGCAUAAAAAGCAAGGACAAGCGAAUGCCAUCUAAUAAUGUUGGAUACAUCGAAACAUAGCAGAAUAACGUUACUUCUCAAUUUUCUUCCACUAAUUGUUGUCGGAAAAUUAAUUACUCUUUGCGCAUGCGUACUGCCGAGGCUCGAUUUCCAGCGAUUUGAGACUGGUUUGAUUGAAACCAAUCUGCAUCCUCCUCCCUCAAGAUGGCCGGGACGCGGACGCACAAGACGGCUAGCUGCCUUCGUAGUAGUCUGCGAGAGCAUCCGUUUUUUUCGGCCUCUAGUUUCACCUGCCGAGAAAUACCGACAUUAUUUUCCGGAGGGAGAGAAGCGAUGACCGGAAAUACGUCUGCAGUUCGCAGGCUACCUUGUAGAAGUAUAGGCAGAAACUCAAUUCUUUCUACCAAAAUCACGUCGGACACCUUAUGACAUGUCUGCUCAAAGAAAUUCUCUAUAGUGGAAGGGCGCCUUGACUAUGGUGAUUAGGGAUAAGCACUGACUUGACUAUGGUGAUUAGGCUUAAGCACUGACUUUACUGCGCUUAGGGGUUAAAGCAGUAAAAAUAGUGAUAAGAGCAAUGACUUCAUUGAUUAGAGUAAGCACUGAGAAUAGCUGUGAUUAGGGCUAUGCACUCUCUCGGAAUGGUGCUUUCAUUUUCUGUAAACGUUUGUCUGUAAAUCAAAACGGCCUUGACCAGCAAAGCCACCAUGUUGUAGCAGUAUGGGCAAUGUAGCAGUAUGCCGCCCCCACCCGGGAUUGAAUCCGAUAAUGCCGACAUCAAACACUUCUUGACAUUUUUUCUUCUUAAAAGUGAGAAGGAACGAUCACUUUGGAGAAUAGAAACGAGUGACAACCUUGAAAGUACUGAGUUUACGUGGCCAGGUUACAUAUUCUGCGGUUUACGCGACUGCUUUGAAUUAUUUCAAUAAAGCUGCUAUAAAUCCUUAAUAUAAUGAGCAACGAACCUCGGCCAAAGAAAGUAAAAGUUCUUUUAUUUUAGUGCGUUACUUUUCAUAUAUAUCAGCUACUAACAAAAAGGCAAUAUCUCCAACUGGAAGAUAAAGUUUGUCCAGAAGCCGAUUACUGGUUUGUCCUUUUCAAAGUUUGUAUACUAAGAUUAAUUUUUCAAGUGUUUGAGAAUAA
This is a messenger RNA of Porites lobata, 8259 nucleotides long. The record is from the annotation of a GenBank genome assembly. Lineage: Eukaryota; Metazoa; Cnidaria; Anthozoa; Scleractinia; Poritidae.